AUGCGGGCUUUUAUGCCACGACAUGUCCAUCUCUUCCUGUACUCCGUCUUGGCCAUCUUGCUCGGCUCAUUUGGCAAUGCAGCAGAACAAGAGCAACUGCGAGGGACCGUUAGUGCAGCCCCCAAGCGAGUGGCAAUAAUUGGCGCUGGAGCCGGAGGCUCGUUUGCUGCUUAUCAGCUGCGCAAGCUCGCAGAUGAAGCCGACAUCCCAGUCAAUAUUACAGUCUAUGAGCGUGAAUCAUUUGUUGGCGGCCGCUCAACAACAGUCAAUGUAUUCGAUGACCCAGCAUACCCCAUUGAACUAGGCGCUUCCAUUUUUGUCCAAAUCAACUACAACCUGGUCAACGCUUCCCGUGACUUCGGUCUGACGGUCAGUAGUGCUGACUAUGCACGGCCUAAGGAGGCCGAUGAGAGUAUUGGGAUCUGGGAUGGGAGCCAGUUUGUUUUCACGUUGAAUAAUUCGUAUAGCUGGUGGAAUAUCGGCCGGCUCUUCUGGCGGUAUGGACUGGCACCACUACAUACCCAAAAUCUGGUGAAACGGAUUGUUAGCAGGUUUAUCCGCCUUUAUGAAGAGCCCUUGUUCCCUUUCGAGUCUCUUACUGAGGCGGUUGUUGCGGCUGACUUAAUUGAUGCUACUGCAUUAUCUGGCGACACAUUUCUCCAGGCAAAUAGUGUUGACUCGCUAUUUGCGAGGGAGAUCAUCCAAACAAGCACUCGAGUGAAUUAUGGUCAGAACCUACAGCUGAUCCAUGGCUUGGAAUCAAUCGUUUGUAUGGCCACGGAGGGAGCGGUUUCCAUUGAGGGCGGAAAUUGGCGCAUUUUCGAUGGCGCGCUGAGAGCGUCGGGAGCGAAUGUCAAAGUAAAUACCACUGCCACUGAGAUUUCCCGCGGUGAUGAUGGGAGUGUGCGAGUCUCCUCAAAGCUAAACACCGCUACCGACUCAGAGCACGAAGCAUUUGACGAAGUUGUCAUUGCUGGUCCUUUGCAAUACUCGGGUCUCUCCGUCUCCCCUCCCUUGGAGUACACCCCAGAUGAGAUUCCAUACGUUAAUCUGCACGUUACACUAUUUGCAUCCCCGCACCGCAUCUCACCAGAAUAUUUUGGCCUGAAGGGUUCAAAUGCUCGAGCGCCUGAAACGAUUCUGACCACUUUGCCCGAGGGCCUUGAUCUGGGCUCGAACCCAGAUGGUGUUGGGCCCAGCAGCUUCUGGAGUAUCAGUACACUUCGAAAAGUGGAUCAUCAAUACGUUUACAAAAUCUUCUCGCCAAAGCGGCUCACGGCUGAAUUCAUUGCCCAGAUUCUGGGGCUAGAGAGUGAGACUGUGGGGGGCAAUACAACCAUUGGAGACCUUUCGAUAGGUGAUAUCAGCUGGUGCCACGAGAAGCUAUGGAAUCCAUACCCUCUUUUGUAUCCCCGUGUAACAUUUGAGGAGACUCUUCUGGCUCCGGGAGUGUGGUACACAGGUGGCAUCGAGAGUUUCAUCUCAACAAUGGAGACUAGUGCGCUGAUGGGCCGGAACGUGGCAACUCUCAUGUUCCAGUCGUGGCAGAAGAAACAAGAUCAGACGGACAAUGACGCCUCAUCCAGGGACGGAGAGCUUUAA
Molecule: messenger RNA, 1602 nt
Organism: Penicillium digitatum Pd1
Lineage: Eukaryota; Fungi; Ascomycota; Eurotiomycetes; Eurotiales; Aspergillaceae
Product: putative prenylcysteine lyase
Biological process (GO): prenylated protein catabolic process; prenylcysteine catabolic process
Molecular function (GO): prenylcysteine oxidase activity
Source: RefSeq, a predicted model, not a curated record